AAAAGCAUUGCCUACUAUAAAGGAGCUGCAAAGGAAGCGGGGAGAGCUGCCACUCUACUGAAGAAAAGAGCUCGUGAACAGGAAGAGGCUGAAGCUAAAAAGAAAAAGAUUGAAGAAGAACUUGCUAUUGGGAACAUCCAUAAUAAAUUUGCCACGCAUUAUGACGCUAUUGAACAGUCCCUAAAGUCAAGCACAAUUGUUCUGGUCACCUUGACUGAGAUGAAAGCAAGACAAGAGAAUGUCAUUAAAGAACGGGAGAGACAACUUGCAAAGAAAAAUGCCGAGGCUCGGCUGAUUGCAAAAACAAAAAGAGAUAAAAAGAAGAAGGAUCAGAGGAAGAUAACAAUGCUGUCAUUUGAUCUGGAACAAGAAGCAGAAGAUGAUGAUGACGACAAGGAGGAAGAGGCCAGGCCUUCAGAUGAUACUGAUGAUACAAUGUCAGAAACAGAACUGUCAGAAGAACUCCGUGAUUUGGCAGAAGAAAAGAGAGAGCAGAAAAGAAGAAAAAGGCUGGGUAUGAACCCAGAUGUUGACACCAGCUUUCUACCUGAUAGAGACAGAGACGAGGAGGAAAACAAACUAAGAGAAGUUUUGCGCCAAGAAUGGGUGGCUACACAAGAAAGAAUUAAAAAUGAGGAAAUCACAAUUACCUACAGUUAUUGGGAUGGCUCUGGACAUAGGCGACAGAUCAAGAUGAAAAAAGGAAAAACAAUCCAACAAUUUUUACAGAAGUCUCUGGAGAACUUACGUAAAGAAUUUAAUGACCUAGUUCCAGUAUCCGUGGACCAGUUGAUGUAUGUGAAGGAAGAUCUGAUCAUACCCCACCAUUACUCCUUCUAUGACUUCAUAGUAACCAAGGCGCGAGGUAAGAGUGGACCCCUAUUCAACUUUGAUGCUCAUGAUGACAUAAGAAUUGUCAAUGAUGCUAAGAUAGAGAAGAGUGAAUCCCAUGCUGGCAAGGUCUGUUUGAGGAGCUGGUAUGAAAGAAACAAGCACAUAUUUCCUGCAAGUCGCUGGGAGCCCUAUGACCCUGAGAAAAACUGGGACAAUUACACAAUCUUUGACAAAAAUGCUGUCAAAAUUACUGUUAAGUAA
Physella acuta is the source of this 1095-nucleotide messenger RNA. RefSeq names its product protein FAM50A-A-like. The record is from RefSeq and is a predicted model, not a curated record. Gene Ontology annotation, biological process: chromatin organization. Gene Ontology annotation, cellular component: nucleus. Lineage: Eukaryota; Metazoa; Mollusca; Gastropoda; Physidae.